This is a messenger RNA of Dermatophagoides pteronyssinus (European house dust mite), 336 nucleotides long. RefSeq lists its product as uncharacterized. Lineage: Eukaryota; Metazoa; Arthropoda; Arachnida; Sarcoptiformes; Pyroglyphidae. The record is from RefSeq and is a predicted model, not a curated record.
AUGGACAAUUUGGUUCAAAUUAUUAUAUAUUUCAGAUUAUUAUGUUUACUUAUUGGUUAUUGGACAGCAUUUAUUAAAUAUGUUCGUCUUGUUACAACAAAUACACGUGCAUUUCAUCAUAUACCAUAUGAACUUUAUUUCAUUUGUUCGGGUGCAUUAUUUGCCAUAAUCGGUAGUUUUAUUUAUAGCCGUGUAACACGUACAAUCGAUUCAUUUAAUGAACAUUUAUCCAAUUAUAUUCUGUUUAAUAAUAAUAAUAAUCAACAACAACAACAACAAUCAAAUCAUCGAAUAAAAUCACAUUAUCAACCACAGAUUUUAUCAACAACAACAACA